Messenger RNA from Sesamum indicum (sesame), 1008 nucleotides. Its product is annotated as PLAC8 family protein. The record is from RefSeq and is a predicted model, not a curated record. Lineage: Eukaryota; Viridiplantae; Streptophyta; Magnoliopsida; Lamiales; Pedaliaceae.
UCUCAUUUCUCUAAAUUCUAAGACCAAUUUGUUUCUCAUUCUUUCUCGUUUCUUCCCACUCUCUUUUUUUUCUUUCCCCCAAUUUCCAAAUCUAAAUCCUGAAAGGCUAAAACCCUAGCCCCAAACCAACGAUUUCAAGCCCCAAUCCAUCUACCACCAGCAACGACGAAGGCGAUUGCUCUUGUGUCGGCCAAGUCAGAAGCUCGAACAGAUUGCUGCUCAAGCACAUAGAUUAGUGAAAGUUGUGAGUUCAUUCCUUUCCAAGAAUUAAUGGUGGGCGAGUCCACAUAUGUACCGCCACCUUAUGUACCCCUGAGACAGUCAGAUGCGGAGGCAGAUUUAGUAUCUCUUACAGAUGUAAUACCUGCAGCCCAGCACAUUAAAAAUGGCCCAGAGCAGUGGUCUUCAGGAAUCUGUGCUUGUUUCGAUGAUAUGCAGAGCUGUUGUAUUGGACUUGUCUGCCCCUGCUAUCUUUUUGGGAAGAAUGCAGAGGUUUUGGGAUCUGGAACUCUGAUGGGAUCCUGUAUGAUGCAUUUUAUUUUGUGGGCUCUUGUUAACACCUUUUGCUGCAUGUUGCCUGAAGGAUUUAUGUUGGGUAUACCUGGAUGCUUUGUGGCAUGUUAUGCCUGUGGAUACCGCAAGAUAUUAAGGUCAAAGUACAAUCUAGAGGAAGCACCAUGCGGAGAUUUCAUCACUCAUUUCUUCUGCCAUUUAUGCGCCAUAUGUCAAGAAUACAGAGAAAUCCGUGAAAGGUCACAAGAAUCAAGUUCCUCUAACCGGAAUUCAGCCGAAGUGAUAGCCCCCACUGUGCAGACAAUGGAAUCAGCUUCCGCAAAAUAACCUGUCUUUUGCCAUUACAUUAUUCAGUUUGUAAUGUUUUUCUAUCUUUAAAAAUUUAUGUCGGUCAUAGUCUUACGUUACUCCUUAAUAAACAUGUUAAAUUGUUUCUCACUAGGCUCUCGUUCUAACUUUUCCCCUCUUCUUCAACAUGACUUUUCAUGUUUGAUC